Molecule: messenger RNA, 3386 nt
Organism: Anopheles funestus (African malaria mosquito)
Lineage: Eukaryota; Metazoa; Arthropoda; Insecta; Diptera; Culicidae
Gene: MED15
Product: mediator of RNA polymerase II transcription subunit 15
Exons: 4
Coding region: 159-3302 (1047 amino acids)
Biological process (GO): regulation of DNA-templated transcription
Molecular function (GO): transcription coregulator activity
Source: RefSeq, a predicted model, not a curated record
CGGCACGCUUAUGAAUUUCGCAUCUCUUUCGGCAAUGUUGUCGGUCUCGCUCUUUGCGCUGCUGACGAUUUACAGUACGUAAGAUCUGGAUCUUCUCAAAAAGUGUGCAACUAAUUGUUGAUUCCUGUGUGUAGAAAGUUACUUUAUUCAACCUCAUCAUGGCAGAGGACAUCUCCUGGAAGACGAGCAAUUUUCGGCAGAGCGUCGUUAACAAAAUUAAUGAAGCCAUCCAGCAGACGGGCAUGACUUCGUCUAAAAAUGGGAUCGAAAUGGAAAAUCAUGUGUUUCACAAAGCUCGCAAUAAGGAUGAGUAUCUUGGCUUUGUGGCCCGACUGAUUCUCCACGUACGAGAAAUGAACACCAAACACAAGAAUCAGCAAAAUGCAGCUGCUGCAGCGGCACAGCAGGCGCAGCAGGAUGGUGGUGGCAAUACGAAUCAGCAGGGCGGUGGGGGUGGUGGUGGUGGAAGUGGAAUGCCAGAUCCGAUAAAUGCUUUACAGAACCUCGCAUCGCAAGGAACCCGUCCACAGAUGAUGGGGCAAAUGGGCGUUGGACCGGGUGGCCCUAUGGGAGGACAAAUGGGAGGUGCCGGCAACGCAUCAAAUCUGCUGCACUCCUUGCGUCCUCAAAUGCAGAUGGGUGGAAUGGGUGGACCGAUGCAAGCCAAUCGUGUAGGCAUGGGUCCGGGACCGGGCAAUCAAAUGGGAGGUAUGAUGGGACCGAACCAAAUGCAGGGACCAGGUGCAGGGAUGGUAGGUGGCAUGCCGGGCCAGAUGGGUGUGGGCAUUGGACCGGGCGGCAUGAGCGGAGGCAAAAUCGUGGGCAUGGGGGGACAGCAGCAACAGAUGGCGCAGCUGAACGCAAUGCAGGUAAACCAAAUGCAGCAGGCCCAGCAGCAACAGCAGCAACAGGGUGGUAUGCCGCAGUCUCAGCAGCAGCAGCAGGGCGGACUUGUACAAGGGCAAGGUGGUCCAGUGCAGCAGAUGGGCGUCGGGCCUGGUGGACCGAAUCAAAUGAAUCCGAUGGUGAUGGGACAGAUUCAGGCGCAACUGCAAAACCAAAGCGCGAUGGCUGGCCAGCAGAUGGGCACGGUCGGUGGCACGAUGAAUGCAGCAAACCAGAUGGGUCCGAUGGUUGGAGCGAACGCUGGCAUGAAUCCGCAGGCAAUGGGAAUGGCCCCGAAUCAGGUCCUUCGACAGCAACAGCAGCAACAGGGAAUGCAGCAAGUCCAAAUGGGUCUUGGCCCCGGUCAGAUGGGACAGCUGAAUGCCGGCGUGCAGGGUGGCGUUGGACACGGCGGCCCUGGCACUAACAUGGGACAAGUACAACAGCAAGUAGUCGUGCAACAGCAGCAGCAGCAACAACAGCAGCAUCAACAGCUACAACAACAUUUGCAGCAGCAUCCGCAACAACACCAGCAGAUUCAGCAGCAUCAACAACAAAUGCAACAACAACAACAACAGCAACACCAACCCCAACUGCAACAACAGGCCCAAAUGCAGCAGCAUCAGCAACACCAACAAAUGCAGCAGCAUCAGCAACAUCAACAGCAGCAGCAGCAGCAACAACAACAGCAGCAGCAGCAGCAACAGCUUGCUCAACAACAUGCGCAGCAUCCACAGCAACAUCCUCAGCAGCAACAGCAGCAGCAGCUCCAGCAGCUUCAGCAACACGGACAGCAUCCGCAGAUGCAGCAGCAGCAACAGCAUCAGCAGCAACAACAGCAUCAACAACAGCAGGUUCUACUUAAUGCAAUGGGUCAGGGACCUGUUGGAUCGAUUGGUGGUGGACCGAUCGGUGUACCGGGAGGACCGGGUGUUCCAAUGCAACAAGCGAUGCAACAACAGCAGCAACAACAACAACAACAACAACAUCAACAGCAACAGGCCAGUGCAAUGGGACAAACUGGUCCAUCGCAAAUGAACGCCGGUGUAGCAAUCGGGCCCGGUGGCGGAGGUGUAAUGGGCCCCGUUCCAAAUCAGAUGCUCGGUGCAGGUGCCGGAGGUGCAGCGGGACAGCAGGGUAACUUUGUGGGCAUGGGUGCGAAUACGAUGGUACGCAAACCACCGGAUAUGAUGCCGGGUGGCAAUGUGUAUCCCGGUGGUGGCGGUGCCGUACGUAGCGUGACGCCAAAUAACUUUUUGCGCCAAUCGCCUUCCCCGUCGGUCCCGUCCCCUGUAGGGCCCGGAGCGCACGGUCCACCAUCGCACCCGGGACAGAUGAUACCCUCGCCGGCACUGAUUCCAUCGCCGAAUCCGCAUAUGAGCGGAGUUGCGCAGCGUUCCAACAUCGGCCAGUCGCCCGGUGGCUCGUUGAAUACUCCCGGACAACCAGGCGGUGCCGUACCGAGUCCGCUCAACCCGCAAGACGAACAGCUGUAUCGGGAGAAGUACCGCGCACUCACAAAGUAUAUCGAACCACUGAAACGAAUGAUCGCCAAGAUGGAAAAUGAUGAUAUUGACAAGAUUGCUAAAAUGAAGCGACUGCUAGAGAUCUUGAGCAAUCCCAGUGUUCGCAUUCCGCUAGAAACGCUGCACAAAUGUGAGGCGGCACUAACAAGCCAACUCGGUUCUAUCCGCGAAACGCCGACCAAUAAUCCGCUAGUGGAAGCCGUUUCGAGUAGCUUGCAGGGUGCCUCCGGAAAUCAUACUUUGCAGCGCACUUUUCGUCCUUGCUUAGAGGCACUGUUUGGGCCCGACAUCAAGAAUUUGCCACCGCCAGCCAAACAGCCAAGAUUGACGCAGGAUGAAUCCACUAUCGCUAAUGGAGGAACAGCGGGUGGUGUCACUAGUGGAGGAGCGACCAACACUACAAGCACAACGACUGCGGUCACCUCAACCGCUAGCGGUGGUGCCGCUACUACCGGUGGUGCCGUCUCCACUAACACAACCGCCAGCACUGCACCCCAGGAGAUUCCCCAUAUCCUGCAGGGUGAAAUCGCACGACUCGACCAAAAGUUCAAGGUAUCGCUGGAUCAGUGUGCUAUCAGUGGCACUCGUACGAUCAAGUUAAUUUGUUGGCUGGACGAUAAAAAUUUACCCUGUGUGCCGCCGGUCGCAGUCACCAUCCCGGAGGACUAUCCGGUUACCGCUCCGAGCUGUUCGCUGAUCGAGCAGGAGUACAAUGCGACACCGUUCUUGAUUCUGGUACAAAAAUCGCUUAUGGCGCGUAUCUGCAAGUUGCCGGGUUUGUUCACGCUAUCGCAUCUGCUAGACACUUGGGAAAUGUCGGUCCGACAAGCCUGCUCACCAAACCCAACAAUUGUUGCGCCUACCGGUACCAGCGUACUGUUGGGCAUGUAAUCAAACUACGAACCAGCCACAACUUUUGUCGGUCUCAUUCAAUUCAACAUUCAAUAAAACGCAACUGAAUAUAUUAAUGAACAA